Molecule: messenger RNA, 2262 nt
Organism: Populus euphratica (Euphrates poplar)
Lineage: Eukaryota; Viridiplantae; Streptophyta; Magnoliopsida; Malpighiales; Salicaceae
Exons: 3
Coding region: 516-1955 (479 amino acids)
Source: RefSeq, a predicted model, not a curated record
AGUGAAAAUUUUGAGAAGCCUCUGGUUAGUGUCGAAGCCAAAAUCUAGUAUAAAAGAAAAGGAAAACUAAAGAUCAAGCAAAGCAGAAACCAUGCUACAGGGCUCAAAGAUUUACUGACAGCAAAGGACCGUUGUGAGAUGGAUUGAUAAAAUUUGCAUGCUUCCAGUUUUAUGACCCAAAUUCGCAGAGUUUCUGACGUUGUGAGGGAGUGUUGAGUGACAAAUGAUUAGUAGAUACCUGUUGGCGUUUGAAAAUCGAAACCUGAUCCAAAUUCAAGAUGGCGUUUGUUUUUAAGAUGAGAACAUGAGCCAAUGCAAUGCCAAGAGAGAAAGUGGGAUGUUUGGGCCAUAAUGGAAAGGUAAAGAGAGCUGGACUGGGCACGGCAGGGCUCUAAAAAAGCAAAUCUAUGGCAGCUUGAAGAAGAAGUAGUAGUACUGUGUUGUGUAGAGUUCAAGACAAGGCUGCAAGCAGUAGUAGCGAGUGAGUGUGGGUUAUCAAUCUGUCAGACUCGGUUAUGGGGUCGGAGCAGAACAGAUUCCCCCAGCAGCAGCAGGAACAGGAGCAGCGCAAGAGAUGGGGAGGAUGCUGGGGAGCAUUGUCUUGUUUCAGCGUGCAAAAAGGUGGAAAGCGUAUUGUGCCUGCAUCUCGAAUUCCUGAGGGCAAUGCAUCAGCAGCCCAGCCAAAUGGACCUCAACCUGUUGGGCUAACCAAUCAAGCUACAGCACUAGCUCCAUCACUUCUAGCUCCUCCGUCUUCACCAGCGUCAUUUACAAAUUCUGCUCUCCCAUCUACUGCUCAGUCUCCUAGCUGCUUCCUUUCAUUAUCUGCCAACUCACCUGGGGGUCCUUCAUCCACAAUGUUUGCCACUGGACCUUAUGCUCACGAAACACAACUGGUUUCUCCUCCCGUUUUCUCAACCUUCACAACAGAGCCGUCUACUGCUCCUCUUACACCCCCACCAGAGAUGGCUCACUUAACUACGCCCUCUUCCCCAGACGUUCCUUUUGCUCAAUUCCUCACAUCAUCUAGGGAUCUCAAAGGCGCUGAAAAGAACAAUUACAUUGUUGCAUCUGAUCUUCAAUCAACAUAUUCUCUCUAUCCUGGAAGUCCUGCCAGCAGUCUCCUAUCACCAAUUUCUAGGACUUCAGGUGACUGUUUAUCAGCGUCUUUUCCUGAACGUGGUUUUCCCCGGGAGUGGGGUCCUUCAGUUUCUCCCCAAAAUGGAAAAUAUUCAAGGAGUGGAUCUGGCAGGCUUUUUGGGCACGAGACUACUGGUGCCUCCAUGGUGUCACAUGAUUCAAAUUUCUUCUGUCCUGCUACAUUUGCACGAUUUUAUCUGGAACAGAAUCCAAAUACUGGUGGGAGGUUAAGUGUUUCCAAGGAUUCGGAUGUUUACCCUGCUAGUGGAAAUGGACACCAGAACAGGCAUAAUAAAAGUCCCAAGCAAGAUGCAGAAGAAUUAGAAGCUUACAGAGCAUCGUUUGGGUUCAGUGCUGAUGAGAUAAUCACUACUCCUCAAUAUGUAGAGAUUUCUGAUGUAAUGGAGGACACAUUUAGCAUGACUCCUUUUACUUCAGCUAAACCUACCAUGGAAGAAAGUAUGGAAGCUUCAUUUCUGAAUGAGAGUCAAAAAGCAAAUGCAAACUUGCCAAAACAGAAUAGCCUUAAAUUGAAAUCAGAUCUUGCUGACCGGGUAGUAUGCUGUGAAGUGCCUGUCACGUCUGAUAGAUAUGAAGUAAACUCAGACCCUAAAUCAAGAUGGCAACCUGGGAAUGUCUCUGGAUCAAGUACACCCAGUAAUGUUGUGACCGAUGAUGACAUAUUCUCAAAGAUGGCAUCAUCUAAAACCAGCAGGAAAUAUCAUUUGGGAUUAUCGAGCUCUGAUGCAGAAAUUGACUACAGGAGGGGAAGAAGCUUAAGAGAAGGCAAAGGAGAUUUUGCAUGGCAUGACUAGAAAGUAGAGAAUAAGCAAGCUGCCAGUUGUUAUCUCUGUGUAUUAAUUUAAAGCUUUCUUUGUCACGCUCUUCUUUGUGUUUAUGUGAUUGGUGGCAUGGUCUAACCUGUGAUCUAACCUAAUCUGUCUUCCCUGCUGCUCUUUCAGGUGUGGCCUGAUAUCUCUGAUUGAUGAGUGUAUGGCCUUUGUUCCUAAUUUUCCACUUCUCUAUUAGUCAUAAUAUUUGUUGUCUAAUUAUGUGUGGUAAAAAGCAACCUUUGUCCCCAAUAAGUUGUGAUAUGUUCCUUUUGGAAAAUCAGUUAAGCAA